AUGUGCGCCCAGAGGGCAUACUUGGCAAGCCGUGGGAGGCAGCAGGAGGAACAGAAAGCUCAGAAAGUUGGCUGUGAACAGGGGUCAUCCCCUGUAUGCCCCAUUACCUUCAAGAUUCCCUCCUCCAAUCCCACCAGGCUUCCCUCCAACAUCCCCCUCCGCACACUUCCCGCCCACGGCGAGCGACCAGACCUCCAACGCAAUCGGGAGCAGGCGUCCUCACUGCUUGCACCCCACGGCCGCGGCCACCCCGUCGACCAUCCCGGCUACUCAUCUGAGUCGGAAGAAGACGACAGUUCGUGUACAGACACGGGCGACAUCGCCGAGCAGCUCGACGACGAAGAUCCUCUGCGCGAGCGGGUGACAGAGACGCUCGACGGCGACGACACCCUCGCGGGCGUCUUGAAGAAGAAACACCACAACCGCCACUCGAAGCGGGUUCGUUACAGAGAGCCGCUGUCCUCCGGGAGCAGCCGGUCCACGUCUCGGCACGCUGGUGUCAUCGACAAAGAGGCCAUCCAGAUUCCAAACAUCGGCAACCGCAAGCCAUCCAGGGCAGAACGCCUACUAGCCGCAAUCAUGACGGGCGGGUCGAGUUCGAUCCACGGCCUAACGGGCAAGCCGUUACUCGGCGAGUAUUUUAAAGAGUAUUUCCAUGACCCGACUCCGGUGCAGAUCGCGACCAUGGUCGCGAUCCUCGAAGUCGGCGCCUUCAUAUCUUCCCUUGUGGUCGGCCGGGUCGGUGACAUCAUCGGGCGGCGGAGGACCAUUUUCUAUGGGUCUUGCGUCUUCUUCGUCGGCGGCGCCAUGCAGAGUUUUGCGGUGAACAUGGCCAUGAUGAUGACGGGCCGAGUUCUGGCUGGUCUCGGCGUUGGUAUGCUGUCGACCAUCGUGCCGGUCUACCAGUCCGAGAUCUCGCCUCCUCACAACCGGGGCCAGCUCGCGUGCAUUGAGUUCACCGGGAACAUCAUUGGCUACGCUACCUCGGUUUGGGUUGACUAUUUCUGCAUGUACAUCAAGAGUGACCUGUCCUGGCGUCUACCUCUGUUGAUGCAGUGCGUUAUGGGCGGCCUGCUCGGCUUGGGGAGCUUGAUCAUUGUCGAGUCACCCAGAUGGCUGCUGGACAACGACCAUGACGAGGAGGGCAUCGUCGUCAUUGCAAACCUCUACGGUGGUGGCGACAUCCACAACCCUCGUGCCCGCGACGAGUUCCGCGACAUCAAGAUGAACGUCCUCAUGCAGCGCCAAGAGGGCGAGCGCACGUACGGUGAAAUGUUCAAGCGGUACGGACGCCGCGUGUUCAUCGCCAUGUCAGCGCAGGCGCUAGCCCAGCUGAACGGGAUCAACGUCAUUUCGUACUACGCGCCUUACCUUUUUGAGCGAGCCGGGUGGAUCGGGCACGCCGCCGUGUUGAUGGCUGGUAUCAACGGUAUCACCUAUGUUCUAUCAACCAUCCCACCGUGGUAUAUCGUGGACCGCUGGGGCCGGCGGCCGAUUUUGCUCUCGGGCGCUAUUGCUAUGACGCUUUCGCUGUCGUUGAUCGCGUAUGUGCAGUAUCUCGACAUCCCUGCCACGCCAAAGCUGGUCGUCAUUCUCGUAGUCAUCUACAAUGCGGCGUUCGGAUACUCGUGGGGACCUAUCCCAUGGCUCUACCCGCCCGAGAUCCUGCCUCUCAAGAUCCGCUCCAAGGGCGCCAGUCUAUCGACAGCCACGAACUGGGCAUUCAACUUUCUCGUGGGUGAGAUGACGCCUAUCCUGCAGGAAUUGAUUGCCUGGCGGUUGUACCUCGUGCACGCCUUCUUCUGCGCCGUCAGCUUCGUAGUUGUGUACUUCCUCUACCCCGAAACGUGUGGCGUCCGCCUCGAGGACAUGGACGUCCUCUUCGGCGACUCGACCCGCGCCUUCAACACCCCGUCCGCGGGCACCCCAGCCAUCCACGCCGAGUCGGACGCGCUCCUACGGCCUGCGUCGCCCAUUACCGGGCUUGAUGCCGCGAGAAAUAGAUCGCCGCUGGGCAGGCACGCUGCCAGCGCGGCAAUCCCGGGGCUCGACAUCGAGCCGCCCGUUGAUGUGGAGGCCGAUAUCAAGCCCAGCCAGGGUGGUGGUGGUGGUUCUGGGGGAGUAGGUGGGUGGUUUUCCAAGAUGAUUGGACGGGGAGGGAGUGGUGAGGGGAGCGGUGGGGCGUAUGCGGCUGUUGAGCAGCGGGAGAACUAG
Chaetomium globosum CBS 148.51 is the source of this 2214-nucleotide messenger RNA. RefSeq lists its product as uncharacterized. Gene Ontology annotation, biological process: transmembrane transport; carbohydrate transport. Gene Ontology annotation, cellular component: membrane. NCBI's taxonomy places the organism in Eukaryota, Fungi, Ascomycota, Sordariomycetes, Sordariales, Chaetomiaceae. The transcript has 5 exons. The record is from RefSeq and is a predicted model, not a curated record. Bases 1 to 2214 code for a protein of 737 amino acids. Gene Ontology annotation, molecular function: carbohydrate:proton symporter activity.